This is a messenger RNA of Ictalurus furcatus (blue catfish), 6174 nucleotides long. It is a transcript of the gene ocrl, whose product is annotated as OCRL inositol polyphosphate-5-phosphatase. The record is from RefSeq and is a predicted model, not a curated record. Gene Ontology annotation, cellular component: membrane; cytoplasm. Bases 694 to 3621 code for a protein of 975 amino acids. Gene Ontology annotation, molecular function: phosphatidylinositol-4,5-bisphosphate 5-phosphatase activity; inositol phosphate phosphatase activity. The transcript is spliced from 24 exons. Lineage: Eukaryota; Metazoa; Chordata; Actinopteri; Siluriformes; Ictaluridae. Gene Ontology annotation, biological process: signal transduction; phosphatidylinositol dephosphorylation.
GCCGAUCCGUACCGUGCACUGGAAAAGCGCCAUUAGGACUGCUAUAUAAGCGUGAGGUACGUGCAGUCUCACGUGGAUAUUGUAUUAGACUGCACCCAAGUACGCAUUUAAUGAAUAUGCGCAGAAUCUGCGCAGUGUCUAUGUUCACGAAGCUUCCCAGUCUGUGCUGUUUUAUACAGAUGUGGGAGCCGAAGCUAGCGCUGGUUGUGUUGAUAGUAGCCGUAGUUUAACAUUCAAACGUGUCUUAACUGGAUGUGGCGAGCUUUCCCACAGUAAAGUCUUAGAGAAUACAGUUAAUGAAUGAUUUCUACUAUUACGAGGUAAUGGCGGGGUUUGUUUGUUUUUUUCUUGUCGGAGACCGCAAGCUUCACCUCUCGGGGUAGAACUAGCUUAGCUAUCCGCUAGCCCCAUUUCAGCCGGUCACCGAUUAAACUAGAGUUAGCUUAAAAAAAUAGUGUAUUUAUUUCAGUGACAUUCUGCAGCAAUAACAAACGAAUAUUGUUAACUUCAGUAAAUUAUCAGUUGGAUAACUACAGAGUAAAGCUAUUUAUUAAGUCUGUCUCCGAGGAAAGGAUUAUAGAAGUGGACCGCAGGGGUGUGGACUGGUAUGAGACAAAUAUUUAAGCAGUUAACUAGCCAGCUAGCCAGUGGCUAGCUAAAUAUCUGGCGAGAAGCUAACUGGAGACCUGAACGAUGCUGUCCUCUUUGGGAAUCUGUGAGCAGAACUGCCUGGCAACGGUAAAGGGGCAUGAGCUGAAGGCGGGGCAACGAGAACCUCGACUCCUGUCUCUGCUGGAGAGUUCAGGACAGUUCAUGUUGAGUGUUUUGGCGAAUCCUGAAGCGGUCAUAUCCAGUCCCGUGCCCCAGCUGUCCAUUCCGAUCAAUAGGCAUUUUCACAUAGUACGUGAAGCAGAGGAGGCUCUUCUCAUUGACUUCUCAAUACGCACGACGCUCAGGAUCCGUAUUCGAGGGGAGCAAGCUCCAGAACUCCUGCUGGAGUUACAGGACGAUGACCGCAGUCAGACUUUUUUCCAGCAAGUGAUGAAGGCUAAGCACCAAGUUGAAGGAAAAAGUUCACCGCCGAAGAAGAUGGAGCCUGUUGUUCCUGCCCCACCUAAAGGCUCUGUCCCAAUCCCCCCUCAGAGAAGCACCUCCAAAGCAUCAAGCAGUUCCUCCAGGCCCAUGCUACAAAGCAAUACCAACAGUAGCACUCCAGGAAAGCCUUUAACCUCUGAUUCUGUAGACUCUCCAUACCUGGUGACAGACUUGGGUUUUGAGGAUCAUUUCAACCAUGGUUUAAAAGUAGAGGAAAAGAAGAAUAGACAAAAUCGGAUAGUUGCCCCAAGAGAAGCCCCUCCACCUCCUACACCUCCCCUUCCUCCUCGGAAAGGCAGUUACACCCCCUCUGUUGCCCCUGCUGCAGGCCUACCUCCUAAAGAUAGACCUCCUCAAAUACAAAUGGCCACACCUGUCAGGCAAGAGUUUAAUCACUAUACAGACCGCUCCAACUCUUGGUCUAACAGUCCAACUACGCACACCAUUAGGCAGGCUAUGUUAAGUAGCCAGACAGGCCAGAGAGAGGGCCUUCUCAAAUACCGGUUGGGCAAGAAGGAGAAGGAGUAUGUGGACAUCCAGAACUUUAGGUUUUUUGCAGGCACGUGGAAUGUGAAUGGUCAGUCUCCUGAUAGUAGGCUGGAACCCUGGCUGUGUUGUGACCCUGAACCUCCUGAUGUGUAUGCAGUGGGGUUUCAAGAAUUGGAUUUGAGUACAGAAGCAUUAUUGUACAUGGAUUCAUCCAGACAGCAUCUGUGGGUUGAUGCAGUGGAGCGGAGUCUUCAUUCCAAAGCCAAAUAUAGACAGGUACGCCUUGUUCGGUUAGUUGGUAUGAUGCUGGUGGUGUUUGUCAAGAAGGAGCACAAAAACCACAUCAGUGAAAUUGCUGCUGAGACUGUUGGAACUGGCCUAAUGAACAAAAUGGGAAAUAAAGGAGGUGUGGCGGUGCGGUUUGUGUUUUACAACACCAGCUUUUGCAUUGUAAACUCCCACCUGGCAGCCCAUGUCGAAGACUUUGAGCGACGAAACCAGGACUAUAAGGAGAUCUGUGCCCGCAUGAGCUUUCACCUCAUGGAGCAUCCACCUCUCAGUAUAGUCAAACAUGAUGUGGUAAUUUGGUUGGGAGAUCUGAACUACAGACUGUUUUUAAAUGACGCAGCUGAUGUAAAGAGGCUCAUUGCUAAUAAUGAGUUGCAGAAGCUCCAGGAGUACGAUCAGCUGAACAUCCAGAGGGAGACUAAACGUGCCUUCACUGACUUUAUGGAAGGAGAAAUCCAUUUUAUCCCCACUUACAAAUUUGAUGCAAAAUCAGACCGGUGGGACUCAAGUGGCAAAUGUCGGGUUCCUGCCUGGUGCGACCGUAUUUUAUGGAGAGGUAAUAAUGUCAGGCAGUUGUGCUACCGCAGCCAUAUGGAGCUGCAGACCAGUGACCACAAACCUGUCAGCUCUGUUUUUAGCAUCGGGGUGAAGAUGAUAAAUGAGCAGCGUUAUAAGAAGGUAUUUGAGGAACUAGUUCGUGAUAUGGAUAGGUUGGAGAAUGACUUUCUACCCUCUUUGUCACUGACUCAAAGAGAGUUCCACUUUGAGAAUGUGAAGUUUCGCCAGCUACAGAAGCAGAAUUUUCUUAUUACCAAUGAUGGCCAAGUGCCCUGUACAUUUGCCUUCAUCCCCAAACUCACAGACUCUCAGUAUUGCAAACCCUGGUUACGAGCGGAUCCCAACGAUGGUGUUCUUGACCCUAAUGAGACCAUGGAAAUAUCCUUGGAGGUGUAUGUGAGUAAAGACUCAGUAACUAUGCUCAACUCAGGAGAGGAUCAAAUUGAUGACAUCUUGGUGUUGCACUUGGACCGAGGGAAAGAUUAUUUCAUCACCGUGUCGGGGAACUACCUGCCCAGCUGUUUUGGAACCUCUCUGGAGACGCUGUGUCGUAUGAAGAAACCCAUCCGUGAAAUUCCCAUCACUAAGCUCAUCGACUUGGGAGAAGAUAGCUACACGGAGAAGGAGAAAUCCAAGAUGAACUUCCUGUUGGACAAUAGCAACACAGAGGACAAACCAUUAAAGAUCCCCAAGGAGAUCUGGCUGCUUGUCAACCAUCUUUUCACCAAGGCCUGUCACCAGGAGGACCUUUUCCAGACCCCUGGCCUGCAAGACGAGUUGCAGAGUAUCAUCGACUGUUUGGAUACCAGUAUUCCUGACUCCAUUCCUGGCAGCAACCAUUCAGUAGCCGAAGCACUGCUGAUCUUCUUGGAGGCUCUGCCUGAGCCCGUGGUGUGUUAUGAACUCUAUCAACGCUGUCUCGAAUGCUCACAUGACACUCGUCUCUGUAAACAGUUAAUAUCACAGCUCCCCAGAGCACACCGCAACGUGUUCCGUUACCUAAUGGCCUUCUUGAAGGAGCUGCUGAAGCAUGCGAUCGACAACAACCUCACUGCCAACCUCAUAGCUACCCUCUUUGCAAGCCUUCUCAUCAGGCCUCCACCAAAACUUUCAAGCAGACAGACCUCAAACGAUAGGCAGAGGGCCAAUGAUUUCAUCUUAGGCUUCCUAAUGGGCAGUGAUGAAGACUGAGGAGCUCCUCAGAGAUCACGGGUCAUAAACGCUCAUCCAGGUGCAGGUGGUGCCCUAGUGAUGGCAGAGAGUUUAAGUGCGUGUGUGUGUUUGUGCGCUCCUGUAUACGAAUUAUCAUUAGCACUAUCAUACCUAUUUGGAAAAAUGGCAGCAUCUCUUUUGCACAAACGCUGCGAUUGGCUUUAGUAUUCUUUUUGUUUAUUAGAGCAUUCUCCAUUGUUAAAUGAAGCAGUUUCAGGUCGAACUGGUGUCGCUCUGAGAGUUCCGUAUUAUUUGGCCUCGAGGCCUUUAUGAGGAUUUAUGUAUGAACCCCUUUUUUUUUUUUUUUUUUUUUUUUUUUUUUUUUUUUUUUUUUUUUUAAAAGAUGUUUCAAUUUUAUGCCAAAACCAAAAACUGUUAUUUUUGUGUGUGUGUUUGUGUGUAACAUGCAUCAGAAGAGAGCUUGUACACUAAAAUACAAAUAGUAAUGAAACUUUUGACGGAUUUCAACAGUGUUGAGGCACCUUUCAUUUUUUUGCUCCAAUCCAGCUAUCAGUGGACUGUGUGAGUUUACCAUGUAACUAGUGAGAGACUAGUUCCUCUCAGUUUGCUAUUAGUGGGUGGGGUUAUAUUAUUCUUGAAAGGUGACUUUGACACUUGUUUGCCUUUUGAAGCAAGGCUUUCUGUGGCAGUGAACCUGAGUCACAGUGGUGUUUAUCCGUUGUAGUGUAAACAUUUAUUUAUAUAUUAUAUGUUCUUUUGCUAUAUCUGUCGUUUUCUCUACCAGUCAACACUGGGGAUUUCUCAAAGCUCAGUCAGAUUCCCUCUUCAGUCAUAUACAUGGGAAUUUUGUUUUAGACCCACCUGUCCCGGUUCAUCAUGUUUAAUUGUCAGUGCCGCUUUAAUGCUGUAUUUCAGCAUUUUCUGGACAGUGCUGCUAAAGUGCUAUUAAACAUUGUGACAGUGAGCGUGGAUCUUCACACUGUGGUUCAGCAGAACACUACACUCCAGAGUGCUGUGGUGUAUAGCUGUUGACAAAUGUUCCGCAUGUUUCUGAUGGUUUAUUCGAAAUCCAGCUAUGCGCUUUCUGGUUUUCAAAGUCAUGUCUACUUGAUGUCUUACCUGAUGUAAUUAUGUACUCUUGUUAAUUAAUGGGUGUUUUCUGCAUUGUCUUCACUUUUAACGCUGGUGCAAAAUGUCUCUGCUUUUCUUCUGUUGAUACUGUGUGUGCAGUAACCUAAACCAUGCAUAACAAUCAUUACUACAUAACAAUCAUUAGGGGGAAGUUUCCUUUUUUCUUUUGUGCCCUAAAUAGAAACGUUCACACCCUAAUAGCUUUUAGGGGCAUUGCUUGAUCAUUUACAUAUACUGUAGAUAUAGUUCACGAAUCCAUAUAAGCUACUAUCUUUAUCAAGCCCUUUUUCUGUAUUUCAGUCCAUACUAAAAACCUGCAUUUAGGUUUGUCAUGAAAUAUUGUUUACAAAUAUAGCUCCUAAUCAUGCAUACUGUUAGUGUCCUAACCAGAAGUUUACUGAAUCAGUGCAUAAUUACGUUUUAAAGAUGACGAGGAAAUUAGGAGAACUUCUUUGACUUUACUUAUAUAUACACACUUGGUGUAGUUUGGUUAGACAUUGGGUUUGUCCUGUGCUGUCACAUUUACAGAUUACAGGUCAGAAUUUAUGCAACAUUGCAAAGUCAGAGUAUUCUGUCAUUUCACAUAAGUAGAAACCAACUUGAAUAGUUAAACCUGUUCUCCCUUAAUUUAACCAUGCAAGACACUUGUGGUAUGCCAGCUAUGUUAAGAACAGGAAACUCGGCAUUGAAAAUACAUCACUGAUAUUAUCAAACUGAUAUUAUUAGAGGUGAAACUUUGUCUUUUCACCCUACUUGUAUCCACGGCUCAAAUUUCCCUGAAGUCUUAAAUGAAUUUACUAUAAAAGUCGAGUAUCCGCUAUUGCUGUCUUCAAAGGCUCUUAUCAUUACACUGUAAAAAUUAGCAUGGCCUAAUGCAACUAGAUUAUCUGCUCUCACAUUCAGCUACUUCAGACACAGACAUGCUGAUCUCUGCUAUCUGACCAAUUGUCCAUGUCUGGCAUUUUUAUAAAACUGUGUCUGUGGGUAGAUUUAGUCACUCACAACACUAGGCCUCUUCUUUUGUAACUUCCUCUAAAAACAGCAGUCAUAAGUAGAUUCCUGGAAAGGGCCCAGCACUCAGCUUCUGCUUUCCUCAAAAAAUUCCUCAGAUUUGCGUGCAUUGAAGUCUCGGGAAGGAGACGCUCUAGUGCUCAGUGAUCUGAGAUUUUAGAUGAAAAGUUCAUUAGAUGGAAGGCUGCUUGCUUCUAUGAUGUCUCCAUUCAUCUUCAUCAAGCUCUCUGGGAAAAUAUACUUGGAGGUGUACUGCCUUGUAUUGUCCCUUGUCUUGCAUUCUGUUUCUGUUGUCAUGCAUUGGGUUCUGCACUGGUUUGUCUUGUAAUUUUGGUACAUAUGCAACUGAACACUUGCACAUCCUUCAGUUUUCUCCUCUUUUUUUGGUACUUUUAACUUAUUUAAUGGAAAUAAAAUACUGAAACUUAA